CUAGAGUCAACAACGAUGAGCGACAAGAAACGAACCUUCGACGGUAAUGGCGAGUCUCCAUUAACAAAGAAACCAAGAAGUGAUUUUACCCCUUCUAAUGGAAGCAACACAUCAGCAGCCUUAUCUGGAGAUGCUCUCAUCGCGCAAAAACGUGCAGAGAUUGCUGCGAAGGUAGCUGCCAUGAAAGGUGGCAUACCAAGUCUUGCAAAGGUUACUCCACCAGUCAAGACCGGUAGCCCUUCCCCAGCGCCAGGCACACCGCUCCAGAACAUCGAUGACCUCUCUCGCAAAGUUGCAGAGGCCAAGCGCCGUGUCGCAGAGGCGCAGACAAAGCUUGCCGUCAAGGACAAUCCAUAUAUGUCAGUGCAUCAAGUGGGCAAGAAGAAUAAGCCAAUCGAACCAGCCCAACAAGGCGCUGGCUUGAAAAUGACCGCUCAUCCCCUUCUCCUCGACACCGCUCCCGUCGCUCCCCAGUCCAAGAAGGACAGAUACAAACCAAUGCAGCCCAAGUUCGCUUCUAUCAAGGCAAACAUCCGAAACGCCCCAACCCCUCCCCCGGCACCGACCCCAGUUCCCAUUGUUGAAGUCAAAGCCAACCCCUACGCCUCCACCUCAAGCGCAGCCAAAGAAAGCGGUUUUGAAGGCGUACCAAAGGAGCGUCACGGUCGCAGUUUCCGCUUCAUCCAGAAAGGCAAGUAUGAACAGCAAGCCGAACAAAUGCGUCAGGAAGCAGCACUUGAGGCUCUUAAGCAACGUAUUGCCGAAGGCGCGCGUAAAGCUGGUUUGGAUUCUGAAUUUGAGACUUUAGAGAAGAAUAUCAAGCGUGAACCUCCUCCGGCAGUGGAGUGGUGGGAUGCAGCUCUGCUGCCCAACAAGAACUAUGAUGACCUUUUCCUUGGGUUUUCGCAUCUCAACAUCCGAACCCAGGACUCGCCGGUCACGCUAUAUGUCCAGCAUCCUAUCCCCAUUGCUCCAAUGGACGAGAACAAAGUCGGCUUGAAACCACUCAUGUUGACCAAAAAGGAACGAAAGAAGAUGCGGAAGCAGCGCCGUCAAGCUGACCGUGAAGAUAAACGCGAUCGUAUCCGUAUGGGUCUCAUCCCUCCUGAUCCACCCAAAGUCCGUCUGUCAAACCUGAUGAAAGUCCUGACAUCCGACGCAGUCCAAGACCCCACUCGCGUUGAAGCCCGCGUCCGCAAAGAAGUCGCCAUGAGAAAACACAACCACGAAAAGAUGAACGCCGAACGUAAACUCACCGACGAACAACGCCGAGAUAAGAAGGAGAAUAAGAAAUCUGAGGAAGAGAAGAAGGGCAUCAUGGGCGCUGUAUUCAAAGUGAAAACGCUCACAGACCCAUCCCACCGCUUCAAAGUCCGCAAAAACGCAGAACAGUUCAACCUAACAGGUGUCUGCAUCUUCAACCCCGCUUUCAGCAUGGUAUAUGUCGAAGGCGCUGCCAGACUCGUACAGAAAUAUAGGCAUUUAAUGAUUGACCGUAUCGCAUGGACCGAAGCUGCGCGUCCGCGCGGUGGGGAGGACGUUGUCAUCGAUAACGGGGGCGAAGAAGAAGAAGCUCAAAGCAACAGCGGUGCCGAUGGCAGUAAUGGUGGUGGUGGUGAUGGUGCAGGCAAACAGCCAGAAGAAAUGGCCUCUCUCGAAAACAACGCAUGUUAUCUCGUAUGGGAGGGUCAACUGCGAGACCGGGCGUUUAAUACGUUCAAGCCUAGGGGAUGUCCUACAGAUGCGAUGGCUAAGGAGGUGUUGGGUCAGAAGUUGGCGGGGUAUUGGGAUCAGGCGAAGAAUUGGAAGCCGGAGGAGGAGGAGCUGUUUUGAGGUUGGAGAGAGUUAUUUUGUUGAUGUCCUGCUUGUACUAACUUACCUGCGACUUUUUUCGAGGUGCAUGAUGACACUAUGGGAGAUAAUAUCAACGAUGAUGAUUUAUAGACUUGAUUUACGUGCGCAUGUGAACGUUUGGGUCUUCUGUUAAAUCCAUCGAAGGUACUGAUCAACACAGUUCUGGUCAUCAUCGGCGCAUCAUAUCAGAUGUUCGCAUGUCUUGAAAUCCCAAAGGCAAGCCAAGACAUCAAGAGCACGAAGAUAAACAUCGUAUAUGACUUGGCCACAUAACUCAAGAGUCCCGCUCUACAACCAUUCCCAAACUUCAAAGUGAUUCAUUCGCUCUCGGUAAUGAAUCCAGGCUCUAUCACCUCCACCUUCGAUGAAAAGCUUCAUGUACUUUAAAUCAACUUUAAAUUGCUGUUAGCAUGUCUUUGACGUAAGCUGCA
This is a messenger RNA of Suillus paluster, 2285 nucleotides long. Its product is annotated as pre-mRNA processing factor 3-domain-containing protein. The transcript has 10 exons. NCBI's taxonomy places the organism in Eukaryota, Fungi, Basidiomycota, Agaricomycetes, Boletales, Suillaceae. Gene Ontology annotation, biological process: mRNA splicing, via spliceosome. The record is from RefSeq and is a predicted model, not a curated record. Gene Ontology annotation, cellular component: U4/U6 x U5 tri-snRNP complex. The coding region runs from base 16 to 1833 and encodes 605 amino acids.